GCCCCUCAGCACCACAUGGUCCAGCCGGGGCUCUGCAUCAGUUGGCUGUAAGCAGUGGACUGUGGGAGUCCAAUAAAGACAGCUCCCUGUUCCAUUAUCGUCCACUCAGCUGGCUGCAGCCUUGGUUGUGUGUCGGUAAUAAACCCAGGUGAAGGCUGCUUUUGGUUUUACAGUCUCCCCCAACCCCAAUCUGCAAACGGGACUCUGCUGCUAGCCUGCGUUAGCUUAAACAAAAUGAACGGCCACCUGAACGGCUUUUACAGCGACUCUCUCCAUGAUGAAGACUGCUUCCUCUUCACCUCUGAGUCAGUCGGAGAAGGUCACCCUGAUAAGAUUUGUGACCAGAUUAGUGAUGCCGUGCUGGACGCUCACCUGAGACAAGACCCUGACGCCAAAGUAGCAUGUGAGACUGUAGCUAAGACGGGGAUGAUCCUGCUUGCGGGGGAGAUCACCUCCAGAGCCACUGUUGACUAUCAGAAGGUCGUCAGGGAGACGAUCAAAGACAUCGGCUAUGACGACUCCUCCAAAGGUUUUGACCAUAAGACUUGCAAUGUGUUGGUGGCUUUGGAGCAGCAGUCUCCUGACAUUGCUCAGGGCGUUUAUCUCGACCGUAAAGAAGAGGACGUUGGAGCCGGCGAUCAGGGUCUCAUGUUUGGUUAUGCCACGGAUGAGACGGAGGAGUGCAUGCCGCUCACCAUCGUCUUGGCUCACAAGCUCAACGCCAAGAUGGCCGAGUUGCGUCGGGAUGGAACGCUGCCGUGGGUCCGACCCGACUCUAAAACUCAGGUGACCGUUCAGUACCGACAGGACCGAGGAGCCGUGGUGCCGCUGCGUGUCCACACCAUCGUGAUCUCUGUGCAGCACGACGAGUGUGUGAGUUUGGAGGAGAUGCGUCACAGCCUGAAGGAACAGGUGGUGAAAGCCGUGGUCCCGUCUGGUUACCUGGACGACGACACCGUCUACCACCUGCAGCCCAGCGGCCGUUUUGUCAUUGGAGGUCCACAGAGUGAUGCGGGUUUGACUGGACGUAAGAUCAUAGUGGACACCUAUGGUGGGUGGGGAGCCCAUGGAGGUGGAGCGUUUUCUGGAAAGGACUACACAAAGGUCGAUCGCUCCGCGGCGUACGCCGCUCGCUGGGUGGCCAAAUCUCUGGUUAAAGCUGGACUCUGCAGACGCGUCUUGGUCCAAGUUUCCUAUGCUAUUGGAGUUUCCCAUCCUCUGUCUGUCUCCAUCUUCCAUUACGGGACCUCUCAGAAGAGUGAGAGAGAGCUGCUGGACAUCGUGAGAAAGAACUUUGACCUCCGCCCAGGGGUCAUUGUGAGGGACCUCGAUCUGAAGAAGCCCAUCUACCAGCGCACGGCUUCCUACGGUCACUUUGGUCGUGAUUUGUUCUCAUGGGAGAUUCCCAAGAAGCUGAAAUACUGAGGCACUCUGGUCCCCGUCUCACACACACACACACAUCGUCCUGCAGAUAAACCUCUUACCAUCCUCUCCUCCUCUUCUUUGCUUUGUUUUACUUGUACAUCAGAAAACCAUCCAAUUAGGUUUUGUCAAACUGUUGGAAAAGUUACAAUUAUUUCACCUGCUGCACUGUAAUUUUUACCUAUUUAGUAUUAAAAAUUAAGAUUUUUUUUAAAGACGGGUUUCGAAGGAACCUUUAACCUACAUCUUGUUGCAGUACAGAUGAAGAAAUGAGCCAGUUUGUGCUCUUUGGUGUUCAAAAGGUCAUGUUACAACUUUGUUACAAAUGAAAAUCAGACUGCUUUAUUUAUGUAGUUGUGUGCAGCCUCUUCAUGCCAUUGUUGUUUUUCUUCUGACGUUUUACAGAGAAGUCAGAAUCUGCUGAUGGUUUUGUGGUUAAUGUUGGGCUGCACAGUGGUUUCUGUAUUAUGUAGGUAUUUAUUUUCUAUCCUUAAAUCUCUUUAGGAUUUUUCAAACUUUGUUCACAAUGUUGACUAAGAUAAAGGCACAAAGAUCACCUUAUUCCUGAAGGCAAACACUCCAUUGUUGCAUCGGCUCAGUGCUCAGAUUAUUUUAUGUGACGUUUGUUGCAAUGUGAGACCCAGUUGGUGUACUGAAUUGAAUGUAUUCCUCUUCCUUUUCGACAGUCGGUGUUCGGGCGUACCAAAAGUGGAACAGGCUUGGCUUUGAAUGUUUGAGCUUCCAGCUUUAAAUAAAAUCUAAUCUCCUCUGCUGGAUUUUUCCAGAUAGCCCCUCUCGUCCACCUGCUUCACCCAGAUAUCAGCUGAAUACCUGGCUAGUUGUCUUUCUCUGUAACUUUUGACCUUGAAAUAUAAAUCACCAGGAUAUGUAUUAUAUCCUAGUGCUGUCAGUCCACAGCUUUCAUCUAGGUGGCGCUGUUUCUCUAAAAACUACCGAAGCUAAGAUUUGCCUUUGGCGUCUUCAGCUCAGUACUGUGGUUGUUUAGUAUUUUUAAACAGGAAACCCUGAUUAUAACUGCUGCCAAAAUAAUAAAACACCAAAACAUAACCUAAACACCUGCUUUAGUUCGUGGUAAUUUAUACCUUUCUGCCGCUCUUCUCUUUUUUUAAAAUUAAAUGUAUUUAACAGACGAUAUCCGAAGAUGGCUUGGUUCCUACUAAUCAUUAUCUGAUUGUUUAACAGACGUGCCUCAGCCAGUCCAACUUUAACUUGAGAGCGACUGCUGGUGUGUUGAGGAAUCUUCUGUCAGCCAUCUUGCUGGUGGCGUGCAGCAGCUGGAUUGGGAGGGGCAGCUGGAGAAACUAUAAACUUUAAGAUGAGGUUUUUAAUCGAUAUAUCUUGAUACCGUAACGCCACAUAGAGAUUUAGAUCGCUCACUGUCUGUCCACUUAUCUGGUGGUUUUACUUGACUAUUUAUUUCACGGCAUGUCUGCUUUCUCAAACUCAUCCACGACUCAGACAAAUAAUUGGUUGGUGUUGUACAGAGAAACCAGCCUGUUUACAUCGUCUGCAGCUGGGAGUUUAAAAAGCCGUUCCCCUUCUUUUUGUUAAAUUCAGUGUUUUGUGUAUUAAGUGCCUUUUCUCAUUUGCCGCGAAUGAACCUAAAAUGAAUUUGUUACCUUCAUGUCUCUCUUCUCCUGUCUGGAUUUUCCUCAAAUAAAAAUUCACAUGUCUGA
Messenger RNA from Gambusia affinis (western mosquitofish), 3119 nucleotides. RefSeq names its product methionine adenosyltransferase II, alpha a (gene mat2aa). The record is from RefSeq and is a predicted model, not a curated record. The transcript has 9 exons. NCBI's taxonomy places the organism in Eukaryota, Metazoa, Chordata, Actinopteri, Cyprinodontiformes, Poeciliidae. Gene Ontology annotation, cellular component: methionine adenosyltransferase complex; cytosol. Gene Ontology annotation, biological process: S-adenosylmethionine biosynthetic process. The coding region runs from base 235 to 1425 and encodes 396 amino acids. Gene Ontology annotation, molecular function: methionine adenosyltransferase activity; ATP binding.